CACGCCCCCAGACUGACCUUACUGAGUGACAGAACAGAGCUCCAGUCAAAAGCUGAACUUGCUCGGAGGACUUUAGCCUAAGUGCAGGAGGAAUCCACAGAUUCAGGACUGGGAAGGCAAACACUCAUUGCCUACGAAGGCUUCGCCACAGCGACUGGGAAGUUUCCUGGAGUUCUGAGAGAACAAACUGAUUCCGAGUGUUCGAAGUCAAGUUAAUGGUCAACGUGCGUGCACAGGUGCGACAAGGAUUGUGCUCGCAGCAGCAUCGCUGGCACCCAGCGUCAGGUUUGUGACAGAGCCUGGGACCAGGAAUACCCACUGGACUCCACACCAUGCAGUCACAGGAUGCUCCCGCAUCGCAGAACAAAAUAUUCCUGAUUUCCAAGCACAUGCCUUUCCAGUUGGCGGAACAAGCAAGCGGAACAUUCCUGAAACUGACAGCUCCACGUUCAGACCUGGUCAGCCAGUCCCGUCUUGACCCCCCUGCAGUCAGUGCCUUCGCCUCCGGUGGGCUUCAGACAGAGCGGAAUAAGGUUCUCCCAGUGGCCCCAGCAACAGGCAGCCUCAACCAGUCUGAACCAUCGCAGGUAGGAACAGAGGUUCCAGUGAUUAAUGGGGUUGGAGGACACACCCCACGCCCACCCUCUCCCCGCAGAGACGCAGAUGAAGUGUCCACUGUAGAUACAGCACCCCAGGGCUGUCAUCCCCACCCUGUCACGAUGGAAUCAGCGGCACCCUGGAGGGAGAACAAACCUACACAGAACAUAGUCUGGAUAAAAUACGAUGGAGCCGGUCCAGUGGAUGAAGUAGGGAUGCCAAUAUCCUCCAGAUCAAGCGUGAACAAGACAAGAGACUGGUACAGGAAGAUGUUCAACCACAUCCACUGGAAGCCCACAGAUGAUAACUUUGAAAUGGACGAUGUCACCGGCUCAUCGGACAGGCCGGAAUCGGUGGGGCUGUCAGAGGGGGACCUGACACCUGACAGUGGACUGGCGGAUAUCGGCCUCUUCUCCGAAUGGAGUGAGCUGGCGCCGGGAGAGGCCGGAGAAAGUCACAGGCUCCGGGCAACGCACAACAGUAUCUUCAGCUACGAGCCGGGACGCUGCUCCGAGCGGCUGCGAGAGCCACAGACGGACUCAUCAUUGGGCCAUUCUUCAGCCAGGAUCCAGGUUCUCUCUGUUGAGGCAUCCUUGCAGGAAGAGCUGAACCAGCUGGAAGCUGAGUUGGAUUCCGACCUGCAGGAGAUCGAGCGGCGGCUGGCACAGAGGGAGGGCAGGUCCCAGGGAAGCUCGGAGAACCGGCAGGUGGACGGAGAGCUCCGGAGCACCGGACCAAUGACCUCACCUCCCGGGUGGGAAAAGUCAGCUGUUAAUCACGGACCCAACCACCAGCAUGCUGUGUUGCCUAGCAGCAGGAAUAUCCAGAGAGGAGAAGAUAGGACAGAUCAGCCAUCUUCCUCAAAAGGUCCUUGCCCUUCAGGGCACAAUGGAACGGGUCCUGACUGUGCCUCAGAAAGAUCCAGCAACUCGGAAAUAUCAAAGAUGAAGGCAGCGCGGGCAAUCUUUGAUUUCCAAGCCCAGUCUCCCAAGGAGCUGACACUUAAAAAGGGUGAUGUCGUUUACAUCCACAAAGUCCUCGACCAGAACUGGAUGAAGGGAGAGCAUCAUGGGAGACUCGGAAUCUUCCCCAUGUCCUACGUGGAGAUUAUUCCUGCUAAUGAGAGACCGACUCCAAUUAAAAGCCCUCCCACCCAUCUGGUGGAGUAUGGGGAAGCUCUGGCCAUCUUCAACUUCAAAGGCGACUCAAAUAUAGAGUUGUCCUUCCGAAAGGGCGAAACAAUUUCACUCAUCAGACAAGUUGAUGAUAACUGGCUGGAGGGGAGAAUAACUGGGACCAAUCGACAAGGCAUCUUUCCAUCAAACUAUGUGCAAGUGGUGAAGUUGCCAAAGAUCAAGGUCUCUAGUGAAUUUUCUAUUGGCCCAACAUCCCCAAAUCCCAAUUUCCCCAACCCUUCACCAAACCCCAUCAACAAGCUCCACUCUAGCACCUCAGUAAAGCUCCCAUCUCAGCCCUUCUCCACCUCUCCAACCACCACCACCCAAUCCUACCCCAACACCUUACCGAGAUCCACCAACACCCAGUCUCACCCCAACACCUUGGCAAGAUCCACCAACACCCAGUCCUACCCCAACACCUUACCAAGAUCCACCAAUACCCAGUCCUACCCCAGCACCUUGGCAAAAUCUAGCACCACCCAGUCCUACCCCGACAACUCACCAAGAUCCAGUACCAAGCUCCAACCCUACACAAGCUUAAACCAGUUCUACGACAGCCCUUUGCCAGCCACCAAAGUCCAACCUUACGUAAAUGCUCCAACCCCCACAGCUCAGCCCUACAUCAAUGCCCCGCCAAACCCCACAGCUCAGUCCUACGCCAAUGCCCCACCAACCUGCACAGCCCAAUCCUAUGCCAAUGCCCCACCAGUCACCACAGCUCAGUCCUAUGCCAAUAUCCUACCAACCCCCACAGCUCAGUCCUACCAUAACACCUCGCCAGCCCACAUAAAUCUGCACUAUGCCAGCAUUGCACUAACCUCACCAACCCAGACAUACGCCAAUGAUUCAGCAACCUCCCAAUCCCACCAAUUCCCCAACCCACUGACUCCUACAGCCCUGUCUAACCCAAAAGCCUCAUCUAUUCCCCAAACCCAGCCAUACAUCAACUCUGAAAGUAAGCCCCAUCCCAUUGCCACACCACUCCCUACAUCCCAGUCCUAUCCCACCACCAUACCACCCAGACAUUCCCAGAUGCAUGCCAAAUCCUCCACUAUCUCCCAAGGCCAUCCCUAUUCCGGCACUUCACCAAGCCUACAAAUGGAUUCCUCAAUGACCAGGGUACCAGCCAAUCAGCAGCCACUUCCAGCGUCACUCACCAAUCAGCACUCAGCGUCAGUUUUGUCGGCCAACCAGCACCAUCCGACUAGGUUCUUGCACUCAGCAUCAUCACCAGAGGCUGGCCGAAGUCCAGUAACCAUGGCAUCAGCAUCCUACACUCAACGUCCACUCCAGUGCCAGCUGCCCUCUGACCCCAAACCGCAGGCAAGCACAACGUCCACCCAACCAACUGGAAGCACGAUGGUGUUGCCAACUGCCGGUGUCAGCUGGAGCACGUAUCGGGCACUGUACAGCUACCAGCCGCGGAACUCGGACGAGCUGGAGCUGAGGGAGGGAGACCUGGUGCAUGUCCUGGAGAAGUGUGACGACGGCUGGUUCGUAGGGACGUCUGGACGGACUAACGGCUUCGGAACAUUCCCUGGGAACUACGUACAGCCAAUGUGACCUUCCGCCAUUGGCUACUGGACGUCUGGGAAACAGACUGGGCUCUCAAUCUGUCUUGUCGGUUACCCCCCCACACGCUUGCGCGCUCUCUCUCCCUCCCUCCAGUCUGCUCCUAUCUCUUAUAUAUUUUUUUCUUUUAUCUGUAAUCUUUUUAACACCAUUCUCCCUCUCAUUCUCCUCCUCUGUAUGUUUUUAUCUCUCUCUGUCUCCACCCUGCACCUUCCGACCUGCCCCUCUUCUUCCUUUCUUCAGUAGUGAGCUUCUUCACCUGCGACCUCCGUCCCAACCUGGCCUCACCCCCCCCCCCAACCCCCAGAGUGGACACAGCAGCCUUACCCGGUUGCCCUAAAUCCCCCUGUUGAUGCAGGCUGUGGGAGAUGGGACUGCGGUGGGUGGGGGGGGGGUGGAAUCAGAGGUUUCGUGUGGUGUGAAACUCCGCCAAACACCCACCAAUUCUCAGCCCUCUUUCCUGUCACAGUCUCGGCUGGUAACCCUUGCUUGGGAACAACAGGCUCCAUCCUGUGUGGGUGUGCAUGUACCUGAACCAGCGCUGGGCUGUAAAAUUUCUGCUGCUUUUCAAUAAAACAAGAUCAGAAUCAAACUCUUCCCUCUCGUCAGUAACAAGGUGAGCUGCCUACGUUUACAGCAAAGCCUCGUGCGAACGGUCAGGGUCCCCGCAACACCGUGGUCUCAACAAACCGUGUGGGGACAGCAGAAUUCCCAAAGUUUUCAGCCAGGGGAGGGCCUGGAGCACCAUCAGUGAAGGAGAUUUUAAGAACACAGAACAGUACAGGCCCUUUGGCCCACAAUGUUGUGUUGAUCUUUCAAUCUAACCUUUCCCUCACACAAUAGCAGGAGGGAGAAUUUUGAAGAAUAUUUUGUAAUGUUGAUGGCUGUUCAGCCCAUCGAAUCAGCCCCAUCAGUCUCCUUGCCCCUCUCAUUUCACUGGAUGCCCACAAGCCCAUAUAUACCCAUUUGUUUUUACCAGUGAUCAACAUUACGGGGCAAUUUGCAGCCACAAUUAACUUUCGUACACACCGUUGGAACGUGGGAUGAAACCGAAGUAUCUGGGAGAAGCCAGCGUGGUCACAGGGAGAAUGUAGCAACGGUCCCUGAUGCUGAAAGGAAUGGCUCUAUCCACUAUACCACUAGGCUGAGGUGGGGGAAUUGGCUCAUGAGCUGAGGGUACAGUUGUCAGUGGAGGGAGCAGUCUGAAGGUGUGGGGGAGUCCGAUGAAGAUUGAGCACGGGGCGGGGGCGGCUGAGAGCGAUGGUGGUCCAGAUAGUUGAGAUAUUGCCUGCAUGACUGUUAAAUGAAGCCUGUGAACCAAGAGGAGAUGAGGAAACUUCCUGCCCAAAGAGGGUGGGUGGGAGGUGGGGGCAGACUCUGUCAAUGGUGUAAGGCCCUUCCCUGUCCAAGCACAGCUGUACGGCAGGAUUGUGGAGUGGAGAUACAGUGCGUUCUGAGGUGCAAGGUGCUCCUUCCCUCUGCUAGCCUGCAGGCCACCCUUGGACAAGGUGUUGCCACCCCCCCCCACCCCCACACGAAGCCAUGAGAGCCGGCGGUGGAUGGUUGCAUACAAGACCAUAAGAUAUAGGAGCAGAACCAUUUGGCCCAUCGAGUCUGGUCUGCCAUUUCAUUGUAGCGAAUCCAAUUUUCCUCUCAGCCCCAAUCUCCUGCCUUCCCCGUAUCCCUUCAUGCCCCGACCAAUCAAGAAUCUAUCAACCUCUCCCUUAAAUAUACAUAAAUACUUGGCCCCCACAGCUGCCUGUGGCAAAGAAUUCCACAGGUUCACCACUCUCUGGCUAAAGAAAUUCCUCCUCAUCUCUGUUCUAAAAGUACACCCCUCUAUUCUGAGGCUGUGUCCUCUGGUCUUAGAUUCUCCCACCAUAGGAAACUUCCUCUCCACAUCCACUCUAUCAAGGUCUUUCACCAUUCGACAGGUUUCAUGAGGCCCCCUGGUGAAUACAGGCCCAGAGCCAUCAAAUGCUCUUCAUAUGACAAGCUAUUCAAUACUAGAAUCAUUUUUGUGAACCUCCUUUGAACCCUCUCCAAUUUCACAUCCUUUCUAAGAGAAAGCACCCAAACCUGCUCACAAUACUCCAUAUGAGGCCUCACCAGCACUUUAUAAAGUUCCAAUAUUAUAUCCUUGUUUUUAUAUUCUAGUCCUCUUGAAAUUUGCCUUCCUCACCACGAACUCAACCUGCAAAUCAACCUUUAGGGAAUCCUGCACAAGGACUCCCAAAUCCUUCUGCAUCUGUUUUUUAUAUUUUCUCUCCAUUUAGAAAAUAGUUAACUCUUUCAUUUCUUCUACCAGUGCAUGACCAUACGCUUCCCAACAAUGUAUUCCAUCUGCCAUUCUUUUGCCCAUUCUUGUCUAAGUCCUUCUGUAGCUUCUCUACUUCCUCAAAACUAACUGCCCCUCCACCUAUCUUUAUAUUGUCUGCAAACUUUGUAACAAAGACAUUAAUUCCAGUAUCCAAAUCAUUGAUAUGUAACGUAAAAAGAAUUGGUCCCAGCACAGACCCCUGUGGAACACCACUAGUCACUGGCAGCCAACCAAAAAAGGCUCCUUUCAUUCAUCUUUCCUGUAAUACCAUGGGCUCUUAGCUUCUUAAGCAGCCUCAACUUUGGCACCUUGUUAAAGGCCUUCUGAAAAUUAGAGUACACAACAUCAACUGAUUCUCCAUUGUCUGUCCUGUUUGUUACUUCUUUGAAGAAUUCCAACAUUAUGUGCCGUGUCAC
Molecule: messenger RNA, 6083 nt
Organism: Mobula hypostoma (lesser devil ray)
Lineage: Eukaryota; Metazoa; Chordata; Chondrichthyes; Myliobatiformes; Myliobatidae
Gene: sorbs3
Product: sorbin and SH3 domain containing 3
Exons: 22
Coding region: 333-3338 (1001 amino acids)
Molecular function (GO): protein binding
Source: RefSeq, a predicted model, not a curated record